This is a messenger RNA of Carassius carassius (crucian carp), 1941 nucleotides long. RefSeq names its product heat shock protein b8 (gene hspb8). Gene Ontology annotation, molecular function: protein homodimerization activity. Gene Ontology annotation, cellular component: nucleus; protein folding chaperone complex; cytoplasm. Gene Ontology annotation, biological process: cellular response to unfolded protein. The record is from RefSeq and is a predicted model, not a curated record. The coding region runs from base 309 to 938 and encodes 209 amino acids. Lineage: Eukaryota; Metazoa; Chordata; Actinopteri; Cypriniformes; Cyprinidae. The transcript has 3 exons.
GGGAGGGUCUUCAGUCAGCUGUCGUGUGUCGCCGAGCACUUUCUGGACUUUGUAGACCGGUAAAUCACAUAUAAACCAUUGGAAAGAGCACUUAAAUCGUCAGUAAACUUCUAGAACUCCUACAUGACCCCAGUGGUACGAGUAAACUUAGGUGCGUAAUCACGCGCCUGGAUACUUAAUUGCGGCAAGUUUUUGAAACGGAACUAGUUUUGCGCUGUUUUAAUAACUUAGUUUCGUACUUCUGACAGGAACGCGACAUUUUAAACAAGAAAAGUUACAUAAAUACAUUUUUCCCACCAAGUUUCACCAUGGCAGAAGGGGAUUACUACACUAUGGGCAACCGACAGAGGAUUCCGAGGGAUCCGUUCCUGGAACAGUCGCUAGCAUCUCGAUUUAUGGACGAUGACUUUGGAAUGCCGCCUUUCCACGACGAAUUAUCUAUGGACUGGCCCGGCUGGGCACGACCUCGACUGAGCGCCCGCAUGGACGCGCCGUGGACGGGCUCGUUGCGCACGGGCUUCCCGCGUACGAGCAUGGGCUCGCCGCAAGGCUUCAGUUCCAGGUACAGCGAGAGCCCGCGCCGAUCCAGCGCGCCCCCGACCAACCCAGACGAACCAUGGAAAGUGUGCGUGAACGUGCACAGCUUCAAACCUGAGGAGCUUAAUGUCAAAACUAAAGACGGUUUUGUAGAGGUGUCAGGGAAGCAUGAGGAAAAGCAAGACGAGGGUGGAAUUGUUACCAAAAACUUCACAAAGAAAAUUCAAAUCCCAUCCGAUGUGGACCCUCUCACUGUGUUCGCUUCUCUGUCUCCGGAAGGUGUUCUCAUCAUUGAAGCUCGGCAGACCCCUCCGUAUUACCUUUACAGUAAUGAAAUGCCUGCAGAACCCAUGGAAGAACCCGAGGCCAGACCUCAGGAUCCCAGCAUGGCUUCAGCCUAAACCAGGGAGUGGAUAUGGGCUUAUACACCCAUGGUAUUUAUUCCAAGCCAAUGCCAAAAUCUAGUUUAAUCAGUUUCAUAAAUUUACUUAAACCAAAAGUCAUUAAUCUGCUAGUGAGUAGUCUAUAAAUCAAAUGUCACUCUACAUGGUACAAGUUUGGAUCAAAUGCCAGUAGUUUGCAAUUACUAUGUCAAUGAAGAAAAAUGAAUGUGAUAGAGCUACCAGUCAAGUGACAAGGGAAAGGUACGAAAUGGAAUGAGACCAGGACGAAUUUCUGUGGUCAUAAUCAUACUCUACACAAGUAUCUUGAUUGGAAAGUAUGGGCAAACAUUGUAAUGGCAAGCCUCAAACCUCAAGGGGGCGAUAGAGCUCCCUUCAAAUAAAUUGUUUUUCAAAGUGUCAUUUUUUUUUAUAUCUUCUUGUGUUCUGUAAAAGAAUGAUUUGGAACAACAUAAUAGUGAGUAAACAAUCGCUGAACUUUAAUUUCAACUAUACAUUUAACUAACUUUCUAGCUUAAGUUAAGAUUCUUCUCAAACUGUUGCUCCAUCAUGUUAAAAUAGAGGACAACACUGGUAAUGCAAUUCAUGCUUGUAUUGCAACAUAAAUUAGUUUCAGACCCUUUCAUUUGUGAAACCAAGCUUGCUGAGCUAAAGUUUAUGUUCACAUACUUGUGUAGAGUCCGUUUUGGACUUUCUGUCCCUCAUAUAAACCUAAACUUGUUUUCACUCUGAAUUCAAAUGGAAGUGCUGUUAAAUCAUCUGAAUAUUUGUUACAAUGGACAAUGGGUCUUCUCUGAGAACUGGGCCUGAAUGCUGGAGCUCUUUCUCAAAAGCUGUUUAUGGUCUCCUCUUCUUUUUUUUCUUCUUAUAUUUGUGUUUUCUUUUUGUGUAGGGAUGUAAGCUAUGAAUUUUUAUAAUAAAUGGAAUUCACGAAAGAACGGCUUUUAUUUAUUACUCCUCUCUGCAAAUCUCUAAAGUUAAUAAAUGAACUGUAUUGCCGAUA